UAAUUUUGUCGAAGCCCCGCGGUAGAUUGUGAAUCAAGCGACUAGAGAGCAAUUAGCUAGCUAGCUAGCUAACGACAACAACUAAUAUGCUGGAACAAGAAACCUCUCAAUAAUAAAAAGACAUUUUGAAGCAGUGUAGGGGACCCACCUACUGGGCUUCGCAUGCUUGGUACACACAAGCUAAGCAGGACAGCUAACGUUAGCGUUAGGUGAUCCGUGGGGGCAUUGCUAAUAACAAACGUUAGCAUGCACUGGAAGGAGUCUUUUGGGGUGGAUGCAAGAUUGAAACUGUCUGAAUCAACGAAAAACGCACCAUCUCGAAGGCUGAGGUAACAGUGCCACCAUGUACUCGAGCCCAAACAACCCAAUGAAGUCCAGCUGCAACAGCAGCAGCAGCAGCAUCACUGAGCUGCUGGGUGCCCUGUGUGACUGCAGCCUGUCUGGGGUGUCAUGGAAACGCCGUGCCCUGGGUGGAGUCUCAAGAGAAGGUUUCCGCAGAGCUCUCAAAAAAUGUGCCUAUGGCGCCCUGCUGUCUAAGCUAUUUCAAGAUGACACCAAAGGGUCUGCCUCAGGACCGAGUGCCACAGCUAAUACACCGCCCAAAAACAAAGUUCUGAUGAUAUGUUUUGACUUGCGGGUGGCAGGGUGCCGAGAGGAAGCGGAGCGUUUGGAGGAGCAGCUGGGGAUGCUGUUGGAUGGAGCAUCCUCUGGCCUAAAGGAAGUAGACGCUGUCCUUGAGCUCUUGGUACAUCUAGCUGGUUCGGCACCUCCACCCCCUACCUCUUUCAUUAAGGACUAUAUGAGACGAGAGAGGCCUGUGCUGCGGAGGCCUCAACCCUGGGGCUACCAAAGCGAGGAGCUUCAGAGGCUAGAGGCCCGGGCAUGGAGUCUAGUGUGUGGAGAGGAAUGGGGGACUUUAGAGAGUUUGUGUGGAACUCAGAAGUUGAUGGAUGCUCCUCCAGGCACAGGACUGCUGGCUCUGAGAACUAAAUUAGAAGUGGAAGAAAGAUUUGAGAGGGAGACCAGGAUGACGCUGUUUGGAGCACUGCAGCACACUCGCACCUCAGACAUAGACAUAAGACUGGACCUGCCUCCUGUUCCCAGUAAUAUUGAUGUAACUGGGCUGGCUAUACGGGUCCCCCCAUGUAUAGAUCAGUCUGAGGAUGAGGGUUUCCAGUCAGCUUCCAACAUGACCCCAGACUCUCAGUCAGAGACCAGCCCCAUUCCAGACGUUGAUAUAUGGGAGGCUCUUCGCACGUUUGAGCCUGGAAGACGCCGCUGCUGGGAGUCUGUUGGCUGCCCACCAGGGAAAAGAGAGUCACUCUAUCUAACAGAGGGAGGCAGGGAGGCCUUUGACCAGCUCUAUCGUCUAUGGGAGGGGGAGAUGAGAGUGGUCAGCACUGCUACACCUUCUCCUCUCCUCCCGCUGCCCCUGGACUCUCAGGCACUGCUGGUAUUUGACCUCCUCAACGUCUUGAUCGGAGUGGCGUCCACGACCUUCCCUCUCAACCAGAGCGUUCAGUUUGAUGUCAGACCUGGUGUGUGCGUGUCCGGAGCCUCUCCAGAGAGUGUGUCUCGUCUCUUGGGGGAGUUGGCCCAGUAUGGCACCCACUACUUGAGGCUUAGUCGCUUUUCUCUGCCGAGUGCUGGAAAAAAAGGCCUAGUCUUUCAGGCUUUUACAGGUGGUCUGCGGAAGUAUCUGCAUUACUACAGGGCUUGCGUUCUCAGCACUCCACCCACCCUCAGCCUGUUGACUAUUGGCUUCCUCUUCCGCAAAGUGGGCCGCCAACUGAGGUACCUGUCAGAACUGUGCUGCGUAGAUGGGCCUUUGGGUGCAGGCCAGGCUACCUUCCCUGUGGGUGUUAAACUGCUGUCCUACCUGUACAAUGAAGCACAGAAUAACUGCAGCAACGAGAACUGCGCGGUCCUCCUGUCGCUGCUGAAGAGCAGCUGUGAACCUUAUACACGGUUUGUGUCUGACUGGGUGUAUAGCGGCGUGUUUCGGGAUGUUUAUGGAGAAUUCAUGAUCCAGGUUAAUGAGGACUAUCUCGUCUUCAGAGACAAACACUUCUGGGUCCAAGGCUACACUCUGAUCUCAAAGGAUGUGGAGGAUUGUGUGCCCAUCUUCCUGAGAGACAUUGCCAACGACGUGUAUGUCUGUGGAAAGACCAUCAACCUCCUUAAGAUCUGCUGCCCGCAGCACUACAUCUGCUGGUCGGAGCUGCCGGUGCCUCGCAUUGCUGUCACCUUCUCCCUCCGGGAGGUGGAGGAUAUCGAGAGGGACUGUGCUGUGUACCGCGGACGCAUGGAGCGGGUUGCUAAACAUAGCGCCAUCAGCAGGGAGGAGCAAGCCCAGCGAGCAGAGCAGGCACGCCAGGAGCUGAUCAAUCAGGUCAGAGAGUCAGCGGCCAAAACCCUGGAGAGCAUCCGCGGGCGCCAGGUGUCACAACGUCUGGCUGAGGAGGCCAAGAAGAGGGAGCGUUUUAAGGAGCUGAAACAGCACCUGGAGCAGGAGCAAGAGUGGCGAAGUGUAGCCACAAAGAGGCAGGAGGAGGAUGACUUCAGCUUUGCCAGAGAGCUGAGGGACAGAGAAAAAAGACUACAAGCCCUCGAGGAGCAACUGGAGCAGAGAGCCAGGAAGGAGCUGAUAGCUCAGUACAGUCGUCUCUCAGAGGAUGCCGCUCGCAGAGAGAGACGGGCCAUGUGGCGGGUGCAGCGAAUGAGACUUGACGUACCCCGGACUCAGUUCUUCAUGCAUGACAGGCAGCAGACUCAGGCAAUGCUAGAGAAAUAUCCUCUAGGCCAGAAGAGACCUCCCAUGAAAGUGUUUCCACCUGUUACCUCAGCACAACAGAGUGCACUACAACCAUCACUGGAAUCUCCCACUCAGCAUAUGUCUGAGCAGCAGCCAGCAGAGACUCAAGAAUCUGAUGGUGUAUCACCUGACCCAUCUUCACCUACUCUCACCCACCUUACAGUAAACCUCGCACUCAUCUCUGAGAACAUUGACAUCAAUGAUUUUCUUCCUAAGUCACCAAAUCCUACCAGUCAGCAGGUGGACAUCGCCCUACAGGAGAUUGGCUCUGACCUACCUGAAGUGUGUCCUACGGCACAGCUAGUAGACUAUGACUUCAGUGCCCCCUUUAGUCCACUUGAAGGUAUCACGGGUCAAGCCUCAGUCCAGCCCCGACCUCGCUGGGGACCUGCUGUCCAGCCUGACUUGAUCCAAAACCAUCCCUCUUUUUCUCACAUCCCCAUUGGAGAGAACAUGUCUCAAGUCCAGGAUUGUCUCCCCAAAGCCAGCCCCUUUGGCCAAGCCUCCAAAUCCAGCUUGACUCUAGGCCAGUACACCCCAGAGGAGCUUCAGAAUACAUCUAAAGCAAGCAUUUAUGGACAUCCUUCUCAAGCCUCAGUGCAGCUAGUAGAUGGGAGUGGCUCUAUGACAGACAACAAGCAGGCAGAAGUUGCAUCUAUGAUCAUUGAAAUGGGGAAUUUAGAAAGUAAAGAGGCAAAUAAAGACAAGGGUAACUCUGUUGAGGCUACAAAAGACAAUGAUGUGCUUGAUGCAGCUUUGUCCACCACACGAGAAGAAAGUGGCAAGGAUAAUCGUCAUUACAAAGCAGUGACAAGUCUUUCUGACUGUGGUGGGAUUGAGCCACCUGAUGCAAAUCCUAAAAGCACUCAAGACCGCAGCUCAGAUGCUCAAGAUAAAGAUGGUGAUAAUAAUUACUUGCCAAAUGUUCAUCUCCCCAGUGCUCACCUUAAAGCUGGAGAGCUGGUUUUAGAUGCCGUUGCCCAGCAGUCUUUACCUAGAGUCCAUGGACAUUCCUCUGAUGCUCGCGUAAAGGUUGGACAACUUGUAUCAGAGGUAACUGCUCUUCUUCCAUCCCCUAACGUCCACGGUCAUGCCUCAGAUUCCCAUAUAAAAAUUGGAGAACAUAUUUUGGAAGUUGAUGCUUCUCUACCUUCCUCCAGUCUUCACAGUCACUCUUCUGAUGCUCACAUUAAAGUUGGGGAAAAUGUUUCAGAUGUAGUCGCCCCUCUGUCCUUUCCAAACGUUCAUGGCCACAGUUCAGAUGCCCACAUUAAAGUUGGAGAAAAUAUCUCAGAUGUUGUUGUGCCACUUCCUGCUCCCAGCAUCCACGGUCACUCCUCUGAUGCUAAUAUAAAAGUGGGCGAAUUUCUGUCUAACAUACCUGAAGCAAGACCUCGUGAGAGUAAACAUGGGCAUGCCUCAGACUGCAUGCUUCAAUCAGGCUGUGUGGUGUCUGGAACUGAACCCGCCUUGUCUGCUCUACCUGGAAGCUCUUAUGGUCACUCCUCAGACUCAGGGUUAGGUGGUGGAUGUGUAGUUUCAGGAGAAGAACCCAAACGUUCUCCUCUACCUGGCAGUGCUUAUGGUCAUUCUUCAGACUCGGGGUUGGGAGGUGGAUGUGUAGUUUCAGGAGAUGAACCCAAACGUUCUCCUCUACCUGGAAGUGCCUAUGGUCAUUCUUCAGACUCAGGGUUGGGUGGUGGAUGUGUAGUUUCAGGAGAUGAACCCAAACGUUGUCCUCUACCUGGCAGUGCUUAUGGUCAUUCUUCAGACUCAGGGUUGGGAGGUGGAUGUGUAGUUUCAGGAGACAGACCCAAGCGUUCUCCUCUACCUGGAAGUGCCUAUGGUCAUUCUUCAGACUCAAAUUUAGGCGUUGGAUGUGUUGUGUCCAAAACUAAACCACUUCCAUCACAACUACCCGGCAGCACCUACGGCCACUCCUCUGAUUCAACCCUGGGGGUGGGUUGUGUGGUGUUGGGGACAGAGCCACAACCCUCUGCACUACCAGGCAGCACCUAUGGCCACUCAUCAGAUUCUUCACUCGCAGUUGGGUGUGUGGUGAAGGGCAAAGGCAUCUUAAAUCAGCAGAAGACAGACGACAAUGAAGAUGGUGAAGGUUCUAAGUCAGACAGCCCUGGUGAGCAGCUGGUUGAGUUCAUGGGGUCCUGGGCAGCAGGCUUCGGUUUGUCCCCUGGAGAAAAGUCUGAGCAGGAAUAUCUCUUGGCUUUGUGUGCUCAGUACGAGGUGGAAAAAUACGAAGACUGCUACAACCUAAUGGCUUCAUCCCCCGAGUGUCAGCUGCUGAAGCAGGUAACUCGGGGACCCUGGGGCCUUCCUAUGGACCCCACACUCCGCAGAGCCACAGACACCACUGUUGUCCAACUCAGCGAAAUGGUUUCUCUGCCAGUUCUGAUAAAACAGGCCGUCACUACCCCAUUGAUCACACAUGUGUCAUUGGUGAACAAGGCGGUGGUGGACUACUUCUUUGUGGAGUUGGGGGUGGAGAGACACUUUGAGGCGCUGCGCCACUUUCUGCUGAUGGAGGAUGGCGAGUUUGCACAGUCCCUCAGCGAUCUGCUCUUUGAAAAGCUGGGCAGUGGCCAGACUCCCGGCGAGCUGCUGACCCCCCUGGUCCUGAACUCCAUCCUCAGUAAGGCCCUGCAGUACAGCUUGCAUGGGGACACCCCCUUAGCAGGUAACUUUACCUUUGCCCUGCGCUUCUUCCCGGAGACCUUCCACCCACACGCCCCCGAUUCUCUCAACUGUCUGGAGCUCCGCUACAAGGUGGACUGGCCGUUGAACAUCAUCAUCACGGACAGCUGCAUGAACAAGUACAACCGUCUGUUCUCGUUCCUGCUGCAGCUCAAACACAUGGUGUGGAGCCUCCGCGAGGUCUGGUUCCACCUCAAGAGAACAGCGCUGGUGAAAGGUGCAGGUCGCUCGGUGCAGUUUCGUCAGCUGCAGCUAUACAGACAUGAAAUGCAGCAUUUUGUCAAGGUGAUCCAGGGAUACAUCGCCAACCAGAUCCUGCAAGUGUCCUGGAGCGAGUUCACAGCCAAGCUGGCCACUGCCAACGACGUGGACGCCAUUCACCGCACACAUGCAGACUACCUCAACAGAGCCAUCUUCAGGGGUUUGCUGACAGAGAAGGCAGCUCCGGUCAUGAACAUCAUCCACAGCAUCUUCAGCCUGAUCCUCAAGUUUCGGGCCCAGCUGAUCGCACAGCCCUGGGGCAGCCAGCAGGGGGAGGCAGUGCACCCAAGCUUUAUUGCCAUGCAGCAGUCGUACAACACCUUCAAGUAUUACUCUCACUUCCUUUUCAAAGUGGUGACCAAGCUGGUGAACCGAGGCUACCAGCCUCAUCUAGAGGACUUCCUUCUUCGCAUCAACUUCAACAACUACUACAAAGACUCCUGAGCUGUGUGCUGGUGUGUAUGUUGUACAUGAGCUUAGUGUGAGUACUUGACAUAAUACAGGCCAUUUGUUAGAUACUUAUCCAAUGCACUGUUGACAUCUUAGAGUCCCCUGUAUCUAUCUGUAAGACAGAUAAUCAGAAAUAUAUAAUACAAUAAAUGUUAGUGUCUAAAAUACAUUCAGAAACCCACCUCUACUUUAUAUUAGGCCAUGAAUUUGAAAUUAAAAUUGUAUGCAAAGUUUAUGCAAACAAUGUGCAGGAUUUGAACUACAUAUGUGUGCUUAAUUAAUGGCUAAAACUGUAUGCUGCCAAAGUUUGUAAUUGAGAUGAAGCUGAUGCCUACUGUAAUGUCUCACGCUUACGUCUGCCUCCAGCUAUGUAGAUUUUAAGGGCAUAUACUGUAAAUGAAGUGUCAAUUGCAUGUAAAUACAAUUGUUAAAUAAAUGCGCUAUGUUCUUGUG
Sander lucioperca (pikeperch) is the source of this 6691-nucleotide messenger RNA. It is a transcript of the gene tubgcp6, whose product is annotated as tubulin, gamma complex associated protein 6. Gene Ontology annotation, cellular component: gamma-tubulin complex; spindle pole; centrosome. The transcript has 25 exons. The record is from RefSeq and is a predicted model, not a curated record. NCBI's taxonomy places the organism in Eukaryota, Metazoa, Chordata, Actinopteri, Perciformes, Percidae. Gene Ontology annotation, biological process: meiotic cell cycle; mitotic cell cycle; microtubule nucleation. Gene Ontology annotation, molecular function: microtubule minus-end binding; gamma-tubulin binding. Bases 344 to 6232 code for a protein of 1962 amino acids.